UGUAACGUCUGACGCCAGACAAGAGAUGAUUAUCUAUGUGGUAGUCAUGCUUGUUAUCAUCGUGGCAUGCAUCACGCUUAGUAUUUGGUAUGCCUCUUGUAUUUAUUCGCUGACGUCCAGAAUACGGAAUUAUGCGUGGUCUGUGUCUCAGAAAACCCUUCAACUAGACGCUGAAAAGAAGAAGUCCGAAAAACUUCUGUAUCAAAUGUUACCUCGUCAAGUGGUGGACCAGUUACGAGUGAACAACUGUGUCCAAGCGGAACAUUUCGACCAGGUGACCAUUUUCUUUAGUGAUGUAGUUGGUUUCACAGAUCUGUCCAGUGUGAGCACGCCGCUCCAGGUGGUCGAUCUGCUCAAUAACCUCUACAGUCUGUUUGACUCUUGGAUUGACCAGUAUGACGUGUACAAAGUAGAGACAAUCGGGGACGCUUACAUGGUGGUCAGCGGACUACCGGAGAGAAACGGAGAACGUCACGUGAUCGAGAUCUGCUCCAUGUCGCUAGACAUUGUACAGUCUGUGCAACACUUUACUAUACCUCACCUGCCACAGCAAAAGUUAAGGAUUAGGAUAGGCAUUCAUUCAGGUCCGUGUGUGGCUGGGGUUGUUGGGGUGAAGAUGCCUAGAUACUGUUUGUUUGGUGAUACUGUGAACACGGCCUCCAGAAUGGAAUCCUCAGGUGUCGCUCAGCAGAUUCAUAUAAGUGAAGCAACGAAGACGUUGUUGGAUAGUGUGGGUGGAUAUCAGUGUGUAUUAAGAGGGGAUGUAAAUAUAAAGGGUAAAGGCAUCAUGCGCACAUACUGGCUUACUGGCCGUUGCGCAAACGGUUGACGGCUCAGUGAAGAUUCCCGGGCAUGUCUCG
Molecule: messenger RNA, 860 nt
Organism: Liolophura sinensis
Lineage: Eukaryota; Metazoa; Mollusca; Polyplacophora; Chitonida; Chitonidae
Product: atrial natriuretic peptide receptor 1-like
Biological process (GO): cGMP biosynthetic process; receptor guanylyl cyclase signaling pathway; intracellular signal transduction
Cellular component (GO): plasma membrane
Molecular function (GO): guanylate cyclase activity; peptide receptor activity; adenylate cyclase activity
Source: RefSeq, a predicted model, not a curated record